GCCACACACAGAGAGUUCGUUUUGAUAUAUAUAAAGCACAUGAAGACUCUGAGGUCUACCUGAAUGCAGCAAGUUUCUCUGAAUAUUAAUUACUGACAAGAAGAAUGAAUUCUGCUGUCUAUCUGUGCUUGAUAUUGCUUGGCCUUUGUGCCACCAUCCAAGGCCACCACCUGGAGGGUCAUGAUGACAACACAAGUGCAAAUGCUCUUAAAAUAUAUACCUACACUGCUCAAUUUGCAGUUACAUUAUACAAAGAGCUUUCUGCAGCAUCACCUGGCAAGAAUGUUUUCUUCUCACCCCUCAGUAUCUCAGCUAUAUUUUCACUUCUCUCACUGGGGGCAAAAUCAACCACCCACACUCAGAUUCUAGAAGGCCUUAGCUUUAACUUGAGCACAAUCCAGGAAAAGGAAAUUCAUCAGAGUUUCCAUGACAUCUUCUCCGUGCUGACUCGCCGUGACAGUCAGAUCCAGCUCGACAUCGGACAGGCCUUGUUUCUGAAAGAGGACAAAAAGCCACUGCAGAAAUUUUUGGAUGACAUCCAUGGCUUCUAUGAUGCAGAGAUUUUACCGACAAAAUUCCAGGAACCAGUGGAAGCUGAGAAACAGAUCAAUGAUUAUGUAGAAAAGAAAACCCAUGGGAAAAUUGUGAAGUUGGUCAAUGGCCUUCAAGAAGAUACCGAACUGGUGUUGGUUAAUUACAUGUUCUUUAAAGGCAACUGGAAGAAACCUUUUGAUCCACAGCAGACGACAGAAAGGGACUUCUUUGUGGAUCAGGAAAAAACAGUCAAGGUCCCAAUGAUGCAUAGGAUGGGUUGGUUUUACUACUAUUUUGACCCUGAGCUGUCUUGCACCGUGCUGCAACUUGACUACAACGGGACGGCCACUGCAUUUUUUGUUCUACCCGAACGCGGAAAAGAGAAGGAACUGGAACAAUCGCUGUCAACAUGUGUUUUGAACAAAUGGGCAGUCCAUGUUUCCCGUCACACAGCCAACGUGUACGUUCCAAAGUUUAAUAUUUCUACCAGCUAUGAUCUAAAGGAGCCCCUCAUCAAACUGGGUAUUAGAGAUGUUUUCUCUGACCACGCUGACCUGACUGGAUUCACCGGGCAACCUCUGAAAGUAACAAAAGUUAACCAUAAAGCUGUGCUGACAGUUGAUGAAAAAGGGACUGAGGCAGCGGCAGCCACUGCUGUAGAAGCCAUGCCUAUGUCAUUACCUCCCACCUUGGAAUUCAACCACCCUUUUAUGGUACUGCUUUACAACACAGUCACCAACAGUACCCUCUUCAUUGGCAAAAUAGUAGACCCAACUGAGCAAUGAGCAACCAAGUACUGUACAGCAAAUUCUUGAUGCAGCUCCUGAAUUAAAAACUCACCUUGUAACCAAAA
This is a messenger RNA of Pogona vitticeps (central bearded dragon), 1387 nucleotides long. RefSeq names its product alpha-1-antiproteinase 2. The record is from RefSeq and is a predicted model, not a curated record. Lineage: Eukaryota; Metazoa; Chordata; Lepidosauria; Squamata; Agamidae. Gene Ontology annotation, molecular function: serine-type endopeptidase inhibitor activity.